Molecule: messenger RNA, 1841 nt
Organism: Dryobates pubescens (Downy woodpecker)
Lineage: Eukaryota; Metazoa; Chordata; Aves; Piciformes; Picidae
Gene: CLDND1
Product: claudin domain containing 1
Exons: 4
Coding region: 10-765 (251 amino acids)
Cellular component (GO): membrane
Source: RefSeq, a predicted model, not a curated record
GAGGGCGCAAUGAUGGACAACCGCUUUGCGACAGCGCUAGUAAUAGCUUGUGUGCUCAGCCUCAUCUCCACCAUCUAUAUGGCAGCUUCCAUUGGCACUGACUUCUGGUACGAAUACCACACCCUGCUCCCAGCUGAGAACGUUAGUGAAGCUGGUAGGAGCAUCUGGGAGGAAUUUAUCAGCGAGGAGGCAGAUGAGAAGACCUACACAGAUGCGCUCUUCAGGUGCAACGGCACGGUUGGAUUGUGGCGGAGGUGUAUCACCGUACCCAAAAACUCGCACUGGUACAGCCCACCAGAAACUGAUAUGACUACAAACUGCAUCAGUUUUUCCCUCUCUGAUCAGUUUAUGGAGAAGUACAUAGAGCCUGGAAAUCACAACAGUGGCACAGAUUUGAAUCGAACUUAUCUCUGGCGGUUACAGUUUCUCCUGCCCUUUGUCAGCCUUGGCCUCAUGUGCUUUGGGGCUCUGAUUGGGCUCUGUGCUUGUGCCUGCCGCAGCCUUUAUCCUGCCAUUGCCACUGGAGUCCUCCAUUUCCUAGCAGGGCUUUGUACACUGGGCCUGGUUGGCUGCUACGUAGCUGGGAUUGAGCUGCUCCAUAAGAAGCUGCCCCUGCCUGCCGAUGUGAGGGGUGAAUUUGGCUGGUCUUUCUGCUUAGCCUGUGUCUCAGCACCUUUGCAGUUCAUGGCAGCUGCUCUGUUCAUCUGGGCAGCUCGCACCAACAGAAAGGAAUUCACUCUCUUGAAAGCCUACCGUGUAGCAUGAGUGCUGCUACCCAAGGAUUGGGUUUCCAUGUCAUGGUCUCUUCUUCCCCCAGCCCUUACUACUACAUUUUUUUUCUACCUUCUAGUUAGAAUUUUAUCUUGUACUGCAUGCUUCUUGCCAGGUCAGACAAUUUCACCUGCAGGCCCUGAAGACAAAGACCUCUGGGCUAAAUGACCAAACUCUGCCAGAAGUCUGCAGAACUUGAACAAGUUUUUAAAUUGUUUCCUUGGGGUUGUUUUCUUGUUGGUUUUUUUUUUUGUAAGAAUUACUGUCAUUUUUAAAGUUUCAUUUGGUUGUUGACUGGCCCCUUGGUUAGAUGUACAUGCCCCUUCCUAAUUUUAUCUCCCUGUUAGCCUGGAGGAAAUAGGAGUGGUGUGGGGUAGAAGAGAGAUAGGAAAAGGCUGGAUGAAGGGAGGCAAAAAUGAGAGCUUCAGUGAAUAAAUUAUUAACAAUGAGGAGUUGUCUGCUGUGUGACCCAAGCAGGCAGUACCCUCAGAGAGCACCGAGGAGACAUAGUGGAACUGAAACCUCUGUUAUGGAAAUGCUGUGGCUAGAUCAGUCCUGGUAGCUUAGCUUUGGGUCUCUUACUCUCACUAGUUGACUACUUUUCAUGGCUUCUGCCAAAACUGAUGCAAGAAGGGCAGCUGGUGUGAGUGUGCCAGCACAGCACACCAUCCUGAACACAGGCUCUGCACUUGCCUUUGCCAAGGAGUGGGAUAAGUUGGCCCAGGUGGAGCUAUGUGCUGCUCUAGCUACACUGCUUCCAGGACCCAGGCUAGUUUGGUAUCUGCCCUGUACGUGAUUGUGCACUCUAAUCUUAACUUGUGGUGCUUUUGCUUGCUGUGAAAUAAGGCUUUCCUCUCUCUUGUGUUGAAAGUGACCCUUCACAGGUUUGUUUUUACUUUAGUUUAGUGUGUGUGUAUAUGUACAUAUAUAAACUUAACUUUUUAAAGCUUGUUUAUCCUAUAUGGCACACAACCUGGUUUUUUUAAAAGGUGCUGCUCUGUCCCCAUCUUGCCCUAAACCUGUUGUUUCCACAAAAUAAGAAUAAAAAGGAUCAGAAAUUUUCAACUUUG